Messenger RNA from Mercurialis annua (annual mercury), 944 nucleotides. RefSeq lists its product as uncharacterized. The transcript has 3 exons. Gene Ontology annotation, biological process: translation. The record is from RefSeq and is a predicted model, not a curated record. Gene Ontology annotation, cellular component: mitochondrial large ribosomal subunit. Gene Ontology annotation, molecular function: structural constituent of ribosome. The coding region runs from base 156 to 548 and encodes 130 amino acids. NCBI's taxonomy places the organism in Eukaryota, Viridiplantae, Streptophyta, Magnoliopsida, Malpighiales, Euphorbiaceae.
AGGAGAAACAUAAGUAAAACGACUUGCAGUUUAGUCUUUGUAAACAAAUUUUGUUAUAUUUUAGACGACGUCGUUUUCUGUCUGCUGCUGCGCCUCUCCAACUCUGAUUACCAGGCCUAAAAGGACGAGAGGAAAAAAACGGAGUUGUCGUAUCAAUGGCUAUGCUGAGAUUAGGGAUGCUGAAAGCCGCGAACAAUUGCACGAAGUUAGGGUUUGUAAGGUGGGCCCACGUGGCAGCCGUCCCUUCACCGUUGGAUGGUUCCAUCCACAGUAUGAUUGCACCUCCACAGAUGGUUUUGCCGGAGUUCAAUCCCAAUAGCAAUGAUUUAGGGUUUGGGUUCUCUAGCUUCUUCUCUGGUGGCUCCAUGGAACUAAUGGCCGUUCCUAAAAGGAAGGUUUCUCCUCAUAAGAGAGGCAUAAGAAACGGGCCAAAGGCUUUGAAACCAACUCCGGUGAUAGUUCGUUGCAGGAGUUGCGGUAGAGUUAAGCUGCCACACUUCUACUGUUGUAGUGGAGAAAGGGAGAAGAGUGGUGAACAAAAUAAUUAAGCAAACAGAUCUCAGUUAAAUGCCAGUUGAGUUUUUUAGUGAGCUAGAUAACUCUCUUUUUUCCUGAAAAGAAACCAAAGAAUUUUGAUUAUGUUUGUUUUAUAAGCAAUUGCCAACAGCAUGACUUAAUUUUCUAUGUAGAACAGCUGCAUUAUUUUUGUUUAGCUGUGAGAGCAACAUCCACCCUUUUCAUGAGGACUUGGGAAAAGAUAAAGAUGCUGAAGGCAAUUGUCUUAGUUAUAUUCUAGUUAAAUCAUACAAAAUUGUUGUGCACAUAUUGCGCAUGCAAUGAAAAUAUGGCGCCAAAUUUAACAAUGAUAAAAAAUCAUCAUUAAAUCUAUUUCUAAAAUGUAGCUAAAUCAUGCAAUCUUGUUCACACUUCUUUUCUAAAAUCAA